GCGCCCGGCCGACAAGUCCACUCUUAUGGGUGGUGCACACGUUUGCACAUGCACAAAUGUGCAACACAUCUGUGUGCAAAAUAUGCACAUAUCACACAUAUACACUGCAUAGAUUGCACAGUGCCACAUGUGUGCACGCCAACCCAUAUCCACACAUGUGCAAUGACACACUAUAUAUUUGCACAUAGACGUGCACACACAUGCACAUACACACUACACACAUGAGCACAUCACAAGGGGACACUGGGAAACACAUUCACAUUCACAGGCACCCACACCCUUGGCUCCAGCCUCAAAAGUGUCUCUGUGUUUUUCUGCGGGACUGUGGGGACACUGGCACCUCCAGAGGCCUGACCCCCUCCUGUCACUCUCACUCUUGACUGGCUUGUUUUGCUCAUUGCACUUGGCACCCUCUGCAUCCAUCUGAUUCCUUGUUGGCGCUCUGUCCCCUCUCACAUGGGGACCUUGUCUGUGUCUCCCAGUAUCCCUCCUCCCAGGUCUAGGCUGGCAUGAAGUGGGUGCACAUUGUGAAUUAAUGUCUGUGAGUGUGUAUACAAGAGAGGAGGUUACUGGGAAGGGUGACGUGGUGAAGGCAGGCCUGCCAAUGCAGGGUGACCCUGAGGGUGUGCCCAGUGGCGUGGGUGUGUCUGUGAUUGUGGCCAGGCGGGGCACCCUCGGAGGGGAGGGUUCGGAAGUGGAAUGCGACCCCCCAGCCUCUUUCCCCUAGGGGCUGUAAUCUGAUCCCUGGGGACUCCCCCCCUAGCCUCCCGCCCUCGCCCUCGCUGCCGACUCCUCUUCCAGAUCCUGGGGCAGAGUCCAGGGCAGCUCAAGACUCCUCCACACACACACCCGCUGAACCCUGAGCGCCCUGAGCUGCUGAGAUGGGGCGGGCCGGGGCCGCCGCCGUGAUCCCGGGCCUGGCCCUGCUCUGGGCAGUGGGGCUGGGGAGUGCCGCCCCCAGCCCCCCACGCCUUCGGCUCUCCUUCCAAGGCCAGGUCCUAAUGGCAACCUUGGCCCAUAGAGUCACCACCAGGCAGGACCUGGGGGAGGCUUCCAGCAUGGCUGGCGAGUCCUCAGCAGUGUCCUGCCCUGCAGAGCUCCAGGCCUGGCAUGGUCUCCAGACUUUCAGCCUGGAGCGAACCUGCUGCUACGAGGCCUUGCUGGUGGAUGAGGAGCGUGGACGCCUGUUUGUGGGCGCCGAGAACCAUGUGGCCUCCCUCAACCUGGACAACAUCAGCAAGCGGGCCAAGAAGCUGGCCUGGCCGGCCCCUGUGGAAUGGCGAGAGGAGUGCAACUGGGCAGGGAAGGACAUUGGUACUGAGUGCAUGAACUUCGUGAAGUUGCUGCAUGCCUACAACCACACCCAUUUGCUGGCCUGUGGCACAGGAGCCUUCCACCCAACCUGUGCCUUUGUGGAAGUGGGCCACCGGGCAGAGGAGCCCGUCCUCCGGCUGGACCCAGGAAGGAUAGAGGAUGGCAAGGGGAAGAGUCCUUAUGACCCCAGGCAUCGGGCUGCCUCCGUGCUGGUGGGUGAGGAGCUAUACUCAGGGGUGGCAGCAGACCUCAUGGGACGAGACUUUACCAUCUUUCGCAGCCUAGGGCAACGUCCGAGUCUCCGAACAGAGCCACACGACUCCCGCUGGCUCAAUGAGCCCAAGUUUGUCAAGGUAUUUUGGAUCCCGGAGAGCGAGAACCCAGACGACGACAAAAUCUACUUCUUCUUUCGUGAGACGGCGGUAGAGGCGGCGCCGGCACUGGGACGCCUGUCCGUGUCCCGCGUUGGCCAGAUCUGCCGGAACGACGUGGGCGGCCAGCGCAGCCUGGUCAACAAGUGGACGACGUUCCUGAAGGCGCGGCUGGUGUGCUCGGUGCCCGGCGUCGAGGGCGACACCCACUUCGAUCAGCUCCAGGAUGUGUUUCUGUUGUCCUCGCGGGACCACCGGACCUCGCUGCUCUAUGCCGUCUUCUCCACGUCCAGCAUCUUCCAGGGCUCUGCGGUGUGCGUGUAUAGCAUGAACGACGUGCGCCGGGCCUUCCUGGGACCCUUUGCACACAAGGAGGGGCCCAUGCACCAGUGGGUGUCAUACCAGGGUCGCGUCCCCUACCCGCGGCCAGGCAUGUGCCCCAGCAAGACCUUUGGCACCUUCAGUUCCACCAAGGACUUCCCAGACGAUGUCAUCCAGUUUGCGCGGAACCACCCCCUCAUGUACAACUCUGUCCUGCCCAUUGGGGGGCGCCCUCUUUUCCUACAAGUUGGAGCCAAUUACACCUUCACUCAAAUUGCCGCGGACCGGGUUGCAGCCACUGACGGACACUAUGACGUCCUCUUCAUUGGCACAGACGCUGGCACGGUGCUGAAGGUGAUCUCGGUCCCCAAGGGCAGUAGGCCCAGCGCAGAGGGGCUGCUCCUGGAGGAGUUGCAUGUGUUUGAGGACUCGGCCGCUGUCACCAGCAUGCAAAUUUCUUCCAAGAGGCACCAGCUGUACGUAGCCUCGCGGAGCGCGGUGGCCCAGAUCGCGUUGCACCGCUGCGCUGCCCACGGCCGCGUCUGCACCGAAUGCUGUCUGGCGCGUGACCCCUACUGCGCCUGGGACGGGGUCGCGUGCACGCGCUUCCAGCCCAGUGCCAAGAGGCGGUUCCGGCGGCAAGACGUAAGGAAUGGCGACCCCAGCACGUUGUGCUCCGGAGACUCGUCUCGUCCCGCGCUGCUGGAACACAAGGUGUUCGGCGUGGAGGGCAGCAGCGCCUUUCUGGAGUGUGAGCCCCGCUCGCUGCAGGCGCGCGUGGAGUGGACUUUCCAGCGCGCAGAGGUGACAGCCCGCACCCAGGUGCUGGCAGACGAGCGCACCGAGCGCACCGCCCGAGGACUACUGCUGCGCAGGCUGCGGCGCCGGGACUCGGGCGUGUACUUGUGCGCCGCCGUCGAGCACGGCUUUACGCAACCGCUGCGUCGCCUGUCGCUGCACGUGUUGAGUGCUACGCAGGCCGAACGGCUGGCGCAGGCCGAGGAGGCUGCGCCCGCCGCGCCGCCGGGCCCCAAACUCUGGUACCGGGACUUUCUGCAGCUGGUGGAGCCGGGCGGCGGUGGCAGCGCGAACUCCCUGCGCAUGUGCCGCCCGCAGCCUGCGCUGCAGUCACUGCCCCUGGAGUCGCGGAGGAAGGGCCGUAACCGGCGGACCCACGCCCCUGAGCCUCGCGCUGAGCGGGGGCCGCGCAGCGCAACGCACUGGUGACCGGACUGUCCCCACGCCGGGAACCAAGCAGGAGACGACAGGCGGGAGAGGAGCCAGACAGACCCUGAAAAGACGGACGGGUUGGGGCCGGGCACAUUGGGGGUCACCUGCCGAUGGAGACACCAACCGACAGGCCCUGGCUGAAGGCAGCUGCGCGGGCUUAUUUAUUAACAGGAUAACCCUUGAAUGUAAGCAGCCCCGGGAAGGGCGGCACAGGUCGGGCGCAGGAUUCAGUCGGGAGGGAAGGGACGGCGAAGCCGGGCUCCAGAGCAACGACCAGGGCCGAGGAGGUGCCUGGAGUGCCCACCCUGGGGGACAGACCCCACCUCCUUGCGUAGUGAGCAGUGAGCAGAAAGCUGUGAACAGGCUGGGCUGCUGGAGGUGGGGCGAGGCUGGCCGACUGUACUAAAGUAACGCAAUAAACGCAUUAUCAGCCAAAGCUGGAAUGGCCCCAGCAGACAACCCCAG
Molecule: messenger RNA, 3701 nt
Organism: Symphalangus syndactylus (siamang)
Lineage: Eukaryota; Metazoa; Chordata; Mammalia; Primates; Hylobatidae
Gene: SEMA3B
Product: semaphorin 3B
Biological process (GO): negative chemotaxis; neural crest cell migration; axon guidance
Cellular component (GO): plasma membrane
Molecular function (GO): chemorepellent activity; semaphorin receptor binding
Source: RefSeq, a predicted model, not a curated record